Molecule: messenger RNA, 705 nt
Organism: Paraphaeosphaeria sporulosa
Lineage: Eukaryota; Fungi; Ascomycota; Dothideomycetes; Pleosporales; Didymosphaeriaceae
Exons: 1
Coding region: 1-705 (234 amino acids)
Source: RefSeq, a predicted model, not a curated record
AUGUCGCCAGCGUUAGAGCUACCAGAGGACGAUCCGAGACGCGAAGAAGGGCGCGAAACCUAUCUGGCGCGCGGCCUACGGACUACAAUGAUAAACCUCCUCAAUCAGUACCAACUCGAUGCAAGACCCAAAGACCCAAUUACGCUCUCGCAGCAGAAUACCAACCAGCGUUUCUACGGCCUGAGAUCCCCGCAAGGAACUAUGGUAGCGGAGAUCAAUCUCCGCCGCACCGAUCAGGGUGUGCACCACGUCACCAUUCCCCGCAGUGGCCACGAAAUCGUCGACCAAAUCUCUGGUGAAGAGGCACACUCUAUCGUAGAAGCGAAUCUACUCGCCAUUCGGCAAGCAGCGGAUGUGAUCGAUCAUAGCCCCCGGUUCCUGGUCGACGGCGUUGCAAUCCCAGGCGUCGUGGAAAGUAGGGAGCGCAACGAAAUGCCACGAACCUCUCGGGAAGCCGCUCGCGAUCGCCUUCAUAAGCAUGUUAUAGUUGAAGUUCCGGUCCGUAUCCAGUAUGUGAAUGAGCAAGGUAGUACCGAUACGUCAUCGAUCAUGGUCAAUUUCAGCAUGACCAUUAGGCGCAGCCCUGAGGAUGAAUACGAUUGGAUUUACGAUUGCGACGAAGACGGAUCUUACAACCAUAUGAUUUGGUUUACCAACGAGCUCGUUAUCAACGGGUCUUCCCCGUAUGAUUCUGAUGGGAAUUGA